AAUGAAUUAUGAUUUCCAUUUUGCUGAAUUCAAAACCCCUUAAAAACCAUAUUAUGUUAGAUCAAAUCACAAACAUAACUCAAGUUAACCUCAACUAUCCAACUUUUUUACCGAUGUUUAGGAACAUAAAUAAAGUCUUUCUAAAGUCGGACAAGAAUCCUUAAAAAAAUGGGAUUUCUUUUCUGACCCAUUCAGUUUACCUGAUAAAUAUCUUUGUAAUUCUAGUACAAAAAUAAAAACAGAAACCACAGAACUUGGUUUUGAUAGUAUUGAUUUCAUUUUAGGAAAACAAACUGAUCGAAACAGUCCCACAUGUUUUUUUGAGAAUCCUCAAAAAACUCAAUCAGAAAAACUGAUUGGCAAAAAAGUUAAAUUUUCUAAACUAGUACAAGUAAAGAAUGAUGAUGGAAGUGAAUCUGAAGAACCUAUUUAAUUAAUCUCAAGGAAAGAAACAAGAAAAAGUAAGUUUUCAACAUCAGGUCAGCGACCACCUGAUCAAAUUAGAAAAUAAUGUUGA
This is a messenger RNA of Paramecium sonneborni, 517 nucleotides long. Lineage: Eukaryota; Ciliophora; Oligohymenophorea; Peniculida; Parameciidae. The record is from the annotation of a GenBank genome assembly.